AUGGCUUCUGUAAACUUCCCGCAGCACACGGGUCCCAAUCGCUCAUCCUCUACUUCGCCGAAUGGCAACAAAUCGCAGGCAAUCCCAAAAUUGAUGCCUCGCUCUCGCAGGAAAUCCGCUGCUUCUGCGCCUGCAGAUCCUGUUCCAGAGACUCCUCUGCUGCCCCCUCCUCCUCAGCUCGAUUCUGUCCAGUUCAAAACACCAGUAAAGCGGAUCCUUUCACCCGCUGACCAUGAGAAAUUCCUCGCCUCUCCUACGUAUACCUUGAUUCGAUCAUGGAUCUUUACGCUGGCAGAUUGUGUCGAGGGUCGACCAAGCUCUUCGCUGGACCUUUCCACGGUCUCUGCCGAGAUCCGACGACUGGAUGCCGCCCUCGAUGUCAUCAAGAAACUGCUCGAACGGUAUCCGCCUCUCGACACAGGGUCCAGGUUUGGCAAUCCAGUAUUUCGUGAUCUACACAAGGCUAUCGUAAGAGACGUCGAGAGACUGCACGAAGAGGAGCUUGAUCUACAAAACAAAGCUGCCAUCCAAGAGAUCUCGGUCUACCUGAUCAACUCAUUUGGCUCGGAAGAACGACUGGAUUACGGUUCUGGUCAUGAAUUGAACUUCAUGAUGUGGCUGCUGUGUCUGUAUCAGUUGGGGGAGAUCCGGCGGGAAGAUCUCCCCGCUAUUGUCAUGCACACCUUCACCCAAUAUCUUGACCUGAUGCGGAAGAUUCAGAGCAUGUAUUAUCUGGAGCCAGCAGGUAGCCAUGGUGUCUGGGGCCUUGACGACUACCAAUUUUUGCCAUUCUUGUUCGGUGCAAGCCAACUGAUCGGGCAUCCUUACAUCACACCAAAAUCCAUCCACAACAACGUCAUAUUGGACGAGGAAGGGGACAAGUACAUUUAUCUGAACCAAGUCCGGUGGGUGGAUAGUGUCAAGACUGUUAAAGGACUCCGGUGGCACAGCCCGAUGUUGGAUGACAUUUCAGGCGCAAAAAGUUGGCAGAAGGUUGAGGACGGCAUGAGGAAGAUGUUCGUAAAGGAGGUACUUGGCAAACUGCCUAUCAUGCAACAUUUCCUCUUUGGUGGCUUGAUCCCUGGAACUGAAGAUAUGGGUCAACUAGACCCCGAGACACUUCGACUGCAAGAAGAGAGGAUGAGCCAUGUGAAAGAGAAGGGUCAUGAGCCUGAUUACUGGGGCGAUUGCUGUGGCAUCAAAGUGCCUAGUACAGUCGCAGCAGGGGAGGAAAUGCGAAAACGAAUGGGUACAUUGGGCGCACUGCGACCGAUUCCAUUCGACUAG
Messenger RNA from Exophiala xenobiotica, 1287 nucleotides. RefSeq lists its product as uncharacterized. Gene Ontology annotation, molecular function: peptidyl-prolyl cis-trans isomerase activity; protein tyrosine phosphatase activator activity. Lineage: Eukaryota; Fungi; Ascomycota; Eurotiomycetes; Chaetothyriales; Herpotrichiellaceae. Gene Ontology annotation, biological process: mitotic spindle organization. The transcript has a single exon. The coding region runs from base 1 to 1287 and encodes 428 amino acids. Gene Ontology annotation, cellular component: nucleus; cytoplasm; protein phosphatase type 2A complex. The record is from RefSeq and is a predicted model, not a curated record.